CGCGCAAUUCUUAAAAGUUGUUUAAAAGUUAUUGGGAAAUUGGGAGGGAAACAGGUGAUUUUGGAUUCGCACGUUUUCUGCUGCAGAGCAAAGAGACGACAAUAUAAGUCAUUAUUGUUUUAGAAUGGUAGCCGGUGUCUGGUAAUUCAGGUUCUUUAGGAAAUGCCAAGGAAACGCAAAUCUUUAGCUGCCGGAGGAAGCAGUCAAGAAGCCCGAUGGAGCGUCGAGUCCCAGAUUGCAUUAUUAAAGUACUAUGAGUACAAGACAAAUAUGUAAUGGAAAAUUUCCCACCAAGAGCGCUGAGCGGCCAGGGUCGUGGGUCACACAAAAGCAUAUGUCUUAUGUGAAGAAAUGAGUCUUGAGAUGCAAAGCUGUCAGUAAAAAUAAUCAUUUUUUCACUGGGACACAGCUUCAAGACAAAAUUGGUAAUUUGAAGACUCGCAGCUACAGGGAGGACCUCUGCAAAAUCCAUGAAAAAUCAGGAAAGACCAAUGGAGGACAGGCGGCAACGGGCGAAAGCAGGAGGCGCAGAGGGAAGAGCGGCGCAGAGAGCACGUGUGUAAUAUUAGCCCCAGUGCGCGGUCUGGGUCUCGCUUGCUCGACCGGCGUGGUGGCCCCUCUCUCGUAGACGUCCACAGCGUCCUCCUCAGUCAGCUGCUCGUCCGCCCCCAGGUGCAGCCUCCGACUGACAGCACCGGCCUCCGAAGAGAGGAAACCCUCAGGUGCAGCCCUCUGGUGGACAUGGUCAACGCGCCGAGGGGUUGAGCAGCAUCAGCGGCGGCGGCGGCAGCAGCAGCGACUGGCGAGGGAGCGCGUGCGUCCGGCCCGGCGAAGGGGAGAAGCAGCGGCGAGGAGCGCGAGCGAGACUCUCAGUCAGUCAGUCGGUCGGUCGGUUGCAGCCAGAGUGCGAUGGUGCUGCAUCAGCAGUGCAGCUAGAGAUACGAACGAGUUGCUGCAGAAACUGCUGAGAUGAGUGCGCGAACCGUGGUGGCAGCGGCCGCAUUGGCCGCCACGUGGGCGGCCGCGGCGGCCCAAGACAAUGGCACGUCGUCGCCGGCUGAAAGCAGCGGCACGACGUGCGAGGACGGACUGAUCAUUCCCAUGUGGCAGCCGCAAGAAAAUCUCACCACUGGCGACCGCUUCGCGCGCGGCCUCGUCUACUUCUUCGCCAUGGUGUACCUCUUCAUCGGCGUGUCCAUCAUCGCCGACCGUUUCAUGGCCUCCAUCGAAGUGAUCACCUCCAAGGAGAAGGAGAUCACGGUCAAAAAGGCCAACGGCGAAACGCAAAUCGUGGUGGUGCGGGUGUGGAACGAGACCGUGGCUAAUCUGACCCUGAUGGCCCUCGGCUCGUCCGCCCCCGAGAUUCUCUUGUCCAUCAUUGAAAUCUACGCCAAGAAUUUCACGGCCGGCGACCUCGGCCCCGGCACCAUCGUCGGCUCGGCCGCGUACAACUUGUUCGUCAUCAUCGCCCUCUGCAUCUACGUCAUCCCGCCUGGCGAAGUGCGAAAGAUCAAACACUUGCGAGUAUUCUUCGUGACGGCCACAUGGUCCGUGUUCGCCUACGUGUGGCUCUACCUGAUCCUGGCCGUCAUCUCCCGCGGCGAGGUGGAGGUGUGGGAGGCCUUCCUCACCUUCCUCUUCUUCCCGGCCACCGUGCUGACGGCCUACAUCGCCGACCGUCGCCUUCUCAUCUACAAGUAUCUGAACAAGAACUACCGCAUGAACAAGCGCGGCAUGAUCGUUGAGACCGAAGGUGGCACCGACCUUGAGAUGAACCACGUUGACGGCAUGUUGAAGACCUUUGACGAGGAGGAGAACGAAGAGAUUCGCGAGUUCGAGCAGAACCGCCGCGAGUACAUCACGAUGUUGCGUGAAUUGCGCAAGAAACACCCCAACAUUGAGAUGGAGCAGAUCGAGGCGAUGGCACGCGAGGAGGUGCUCAAUAAGGGUCCCAAGAGCCGCGCCUUCUACCGCAUUCAGGCCACCCGCAAACUCAUGGGUGGCACCAACCUGGUGAGGAAGGCGCAGGAAAAAGAGGCCGCCGACCGAGAGGAGGUCAAGGAGGCCGCUGAACCCGUUGAUGAACACAAGAUCAAGGUUUACUUUGACCCAGGCCACUACACCGUGAUGGAGAACGUGGGCACCUUCGAAGUGACCGUCGUCCGUGAGGGCGGCGACCCCAACGCCAUCGUCCUUGUCGACUACGCCUCCGAGGACGGCUCGGCCAACGCCGGAGCCGAUUACAUGGGAGUGGCCGGCACGCUGGUCUUCGGGCCGGGCGAACGCGAGAAAAAGUUCAGCAUUGAGGUGCUGGACGACGACGUCUUUGAGGAGGACGAGCACUUCUACGUGCGCCUCACCAACCUGCGUUUUGGCAGCGCUGAGAACUGGCCCGGCGCGCAAAACGGCGACGCCAACAACAGCGCCGUCACGCCGACUGGCAAGGGCUCCUGCACGGACGAGCUCGAGCUGGCGAUGCCCUCGUUGGUGACAGUCAUGAUUCUGGACGACGACCACGGUGGCAUCUUCAGCAUCGCUGAGAAGGACACGAUCGAGUUGGUUGAGAGCGUCGGCACCUACGAACUCAGGGUGGUGCGCUGGAGUGGCGCCAGGGGGCGCGUCGCCUUGCCCUACACCACCGAGGACGGCACCGCCAAGGAGGGCAAGGAGUACGAGAAGGCCGAGGGCGAGCUUAUCUUCGAAAACAACGAAAGCGAGAAAGUUAUCCCGUUGCACAUCAUGGAGGAGGACAGCUACGAGAAGGACGUUCUAUUCUACGUGCAGCUCGGCGAGCCCAAGAUGCUCGGAGGAAGGGCAGCAGAGGCUGAGGGCAAGAAGCCUGAAGAGCUGACCGAGGAGGACAAGAUGGCUCUGCUGGGCAGGCCGAAGCUUGGCGACGUCAUCAGGGCGCAGAUCAGGAUCAAGGAGAGCAAAGAGUUCAAGAACACUGUAGACAAGCUCGUCCAACGCGCAAAUGCCUCCAUCAUGGUUGGCACAUCCUCUUGGAAGGAGCAGUUCGUUGAGGCCAUCACCGUUUCCGCAGGCGAAGACGACGACGAGGAAGAGGGUGCCGAGCCCAAGUUGCCCACCUGCGGCGACUACGUCAUGCAUUUCCUCACUCUCUUCUGGAAGCUCCUGUUCGCUUUUGUGCCCCCCACAGACCAAUUAGGUGGCUGGGUUUGUUUUGUGAUUUCGAUCGCGUGGGUUGGCGUUUUGACGGGUCUGAUCGGAGACGUUGCUUCGCAUUUUGGUUGCACGCUCGGCAUUCGCGACGCAGUGACCGCCAUCUCGAUAGUCGCUUUGGGCACCUCAGUGCCAGACACAUUUGCGAGCAAAGUGGCUGCCAUCCAGGACAAAUACGCUGACGCUUCUGUGGGCAAUGUGACAGGAAGCAAUGCUGUCAACGUGUUCUUGGGCAUCGGCAUUGCCUGGUCAAUCGCCGCGGUCCAUCACGCACUUAAGGGAGAAACCUUCAAGGUCAAUCCUGGAAACCUUGCCUUCUCAGUGACGAUAUUCUGCUCAGAAGCAGCAUUGGCGAUCAUGAUUCUGUUGUUAAGACGUUCAAAACGUGUUGGUGGUGAGCUGGGCGGACCAAUGCCCUACAAAAUGAUCUCCUCGGUGUUGCUUUUCUCACUGUGGCUCAUCUACCUGCUGCUGUCCUCCCUGGAGGCCUACGACAUCAUCGAGGGAUUUUAAGGCGCCUGUGCUCGCGCGCGCGGUCGCUCCCUGGCAGCACCACGAAUGCGCUAAGAAACAAAACCGACCAUUCAAACCGACUCAUACACGCAGAAGAGAACCAGAGCACGAAUCAAACUGAGCUCGGGGGCCUCAGUGCAAGGCCCAGCAAUAAAGACAAGCCAAAGAAUCGAGAAUGAAGACGACCGACCGACUGCUUUUGCUGCCACAAACAGAACAAUUAACAAAAAGUUGCUGCCCGGCGUCACAGACAUUUUGCGAGAGAAGUUGUUUUUAUUGAGAACGAAUCACACAUGUGCUUUUCUUUCUUUUUUUAUUUUUAAGAGUUAGAAAGAACGAAGAUAAUCAAUCAGCUCUGUGCAUCAGCCAUCGGGCAAUCGAUUUUUAUCGUCAUUGCCGCGUUUAGAGAGAUUUUAUUAUUUGCCAUUUUUUUUCUGAUUUGAUAUUUAAUGAGAUAGUAUUAUGCACGGAAAAACUCCCUGGUCGUACAAGGCUGUGGUGGUCAAAAUCCGCACACCCGCGGUGCUACAAAGAUCUAAUUUUGUCUUUCUAGCUCAGGCAGGACGAGUUAAUUUCUUCAACCUUUCACACACACACACACUAGUCCUUGGUUUAGCCAAAAGCCUCCCUCCCGGUGGUAUGAAGCUGCCGCAAGUUGACGCGAGAUCCACACGCGCUCUUGGCCAUAUUUCCAUUUUUGAUAUAUUUGUUGAUAGAUGGUGGGCGGCGCGAGCUGAUCAAAAUUUUAACUCUGCAUUUUCAAAGUUGGUUGAACUCGCCAAGCUCCACGCACCUAAUUAGUUUCCUUUCUGCCGCCAAUUCACACAAUAGAGGGGAACAAGAUGAGAAUGUUUUACGCCCCUACACAUUGAUUUUUGAUUUGUCUAGUUUACUGUUCUUUUCUUUUUUGUUUUCAACUACUUGCUAUUUACAAACAAAAGAGCAUGUGGAUAUUAGAAACCGAACUAAAAGAAGAAAAUUAAAUGACCCAGGGAUAUUUAAAAUAAUUUCUACUUGUAAGUUUUUGUGAAUGCUGCUAACAGGUGAUCAACCAAGCGUGUAUUUUGUGUGUGCAAGUGAUGAGAGCAGGUAUUUGAUGUUUGACGUACACACAUGUGCAGAGUGUUCUUCGCCAGUGCCAUACUUCGAUAUCAUUACUCUUAACUAACUCCGUGCUCGCCGUAUUUUUAUCAACGAUUAGACAUUGUGUCCCCCAACCGAAAAAUAAAAUACUAGUCGGAUACUAUAGAGCUCAUAGAUUGGAUAAAACACCUCAUCCCCACGAUAUAAACAAAGUCCUUCAUUAUUUGUUAAUGGAGUCACUGCAUCAACUAAUCUAACGAAUUCCUCUAGAUGAGUAGAUUUAUCAAUUAAUAUUUGGUUCUCAAAUUUGUCAUUGCUCUCUUUCUUCUUCCAAGCAAAGAAUUUCCGUCGAAAUGUGGACUUGUACGAUCACUUGCAAAUCCAACAUUUUCCACUGCAGAUUAAUCUUUGUUCAUUGGAUGCUUUUUAUUUCUUUCCCUCAGUCAAUACUUCCCUCGGUUAGUAUUAUUUUUUUUUUAAUUUGUUAAAAUUUUUAAAUGAAGAGUUGCAACUUAUUGCUGACGUAUAUACUUAUUAAUCUUGCAGCUAUCGAUCCGCUUAAAACAUAUAAAAAAAAACUAUACGCGCACUAUUUUACGGCAAACAAUAACCCUUGAGCAACGCGAUCCUCUCUAAAUAUACAUCAUAACUCUUAAGAAAGAAUAAAAUGUACAUUGAAUAUGGGUCCAUCCGUGCCUGAUUUGGCUGGGAGAAUCGUGACGAUGAUAAAAAAAAGGAGGGGUUUCGAUAAUUUCGCAUCUGGCUUGAUUUGCAAUUUCGAUUUUUGCACUUUUCACUCGCUCGCACAUCAUUGGCACUGCUCUUUUCUGAAGCGUUUGUCCAGCAAAUCAGUCUAAAAGUAGAAAUUACAGAGUUUUAUUCAAGUCGGUGAUCGAGAAAAAUAAUCAAAAUCUACCCAACACCAGCAGAAAAGCGACACAAAUCACGGGAGACAAGAAAUUAGAGCAGCAGUUAAAGUAGAUUUUGUACUACAUUUCGAGAGAGUAAAAAAAGUACUUUUGUAUUUUAAACGAUUAGCGGAGAAUGACAGCUAUGAAAAUCUUAGCUAGUUCACUUCCCCUCGAAAAAUAAAAAAAAUUGAAACAAUCAGUAUUCUUUAAGGAAAUUUUCAAUCAAAAUUUUGCGGAAAUAAAGUGCAAAUUGUUAUUUUGAUCGCCUGUCCUUGGUAAGCGGAUGAACGACAAAUUGAAAAACAUAUCCCUUAAAAAUCUGAUGAAAUCAAGACCGAGGUAAAAUUAGUUUAAAAAAGCUUCUUUUGCCGUUAUUAUAUAUUCUAAACGCAGCAUCGAUCGUAUAUAUUUCAGUAGUAUUUUUCUUUUCUUGUGAGAGGUGACUUGUUGAAUAAAUCGUCCGUCCCAACUCCCCAAACAAAUGAAAUUGAAACAUAUAAAAUCAAUCUAAAUUGAACAAAAAAGAGUUUUUGAGCAAUGCAAAUCAUUCCAAGAGUAACCCAGCAUAAAUCAAUUGUUGUGAAUAAUGUAACUCGCCCUAUAAUAUCUUACAGAUAAUACGUGUUUGAUUUGCUACAAAGUAAAUCCUUUUGGGUGUGACUCAUUACGAUAAUUUUUUUACUUAAAAUCAACAAUUAACACUUUAUAAAAAGAACAGGUGCAAAUUGUUUUGUUAAAAUUGAAGACAGGGGAAGCGCCUGCACACAAAAACGAGAGCAGCUUCUUAAAAAAAAAUAUAUAUACGUGAUUGUUUAGAUUUAUUAUAACAUAAUUGCUCGACGUAUUUUUCCAAACGGAUCAGAUGUGGUUGUUAUAUCAUGAUUGUGGUCAGUACACUCCUUGAGUGGUUAGUGUUGUAUUUGAAAAAAAAAAUAUAUAUUAAAAGCGAGUGAUUAUUUUAUCAGAGAUCUAAAAUGUUGAAUUUUUACCUUUUAAAAAUUUUCAAUUAUAUCGUUGUUGUUUUCUGUUAAUAUAAAUAACAAAAGAGAAAAAUCGUUUUGCAAAUGUUAAUCAAACGCACCAUUUCAAAAUCGCAUCAGAGGAAAGUAUUAAAAUUGAAGAAUUAUAUUCUUAUUAUCAUAUAUAGCGAUAAGCAUCGGUACAUAAAUUAAUGUAAUAAAUAUAGCAAUGUAACACUACAUUGUGUUGUUAAAUUUUACCCAAAUAUUCUAAAAACCGGAAAACUAAUUAAGCAUUAAAACACCUCGGCCACUCAACCAACAAGAAAUAAACGCAUUAUAAACUUGCUUUCAAGGGAUGAUUUGGUAUCAUUUUUAUUGAAAAUGUUCACAAGAAAAAUUGAUUGACUUACUAAUAAUGACAGUUGUUGUGAGAGCACAAUGCUAAAACGCAUUUAUCCAUAGAAGAGGCAUCAAAAUGUAUAAAGGGCGAGCGCAUUUUCAUGUGUGAAUAUUGCAGUAAUCUUGCUACACGAUUUUCAAGUCAAAUUUUUAAUUUCAUUUCAAGAGCCGUUCAUUUUGCUGUCUCUUUUCAACUUUAAAGAGCCUAACUUUUCCCUAGCUUGUGUUUGAAAAGUUAGGGACUCCCUUAAUUAACCUGUGCCCUUAAUUAAACAAAGAAAAAUAUCAACUCACGCAUCAAAAUGUUUACUUUAAUUUUUACCUGGCGACUUAAUUAAUAAAUGCGACGCUCUGUGAAACCUUUCGGUUUUCCUGAAAAUUGUUUUUUUAGGAAGCUGUGCUUUCUAUCAGUUGUGAAUAUUGAAAGAUCCGCUACAUGGAGUUGAUUUUCGUGUUUUGGAUUAAACAUACACACUUUACACACAAAGUCAAAAAGCUUGUGUUAAACGUAAUAACUUAGAUGGAAUGUCUGUUUUCGCAAGAGGUAUUUCACACACACACAUACACACACACAACUCAACAAUAUAUGUGGAUCUUAUUUAUUUGUUACUAUUCUUAUGAUUAUUAUUUGUUUAGCUGGAGAGUUGUUGUAUUACCUGUUUAAUGAAACUAACUCAUAGUAUUGUUACCCGUGGCAAGCUCAUUUUUAUCAAUUUUGGUUUCUGCAUAAAAAAGAAAACGCAAAAAUUUAUAAAA
Messenger RNA from Neocloeon triangulifer, 7807 nucleotides. It is a transcript of the gene Calx, whose product is annotated as sodium/calcium exchanger 1. Gene Ontology annotation, biological process: cell communication; sodium ion transmembrane transport; calcium ion import across plasma membrane. The coding region runs from base 970 to 3696 and encodes 908 amino acids. NCBI's taxonomy places the organism in Eukaryota, Metazoa, Arthropoda, Insecta, Ephemeroptera, Baetidae. The record is from RefSeq and is a predicted model, not a curated record. Gene Ontology annotation, cellular component: sarcolemma; postsynapse; axon. The transcript has 11 exons. Gene Ontology annotation, molecular function: calcium:sodium antiporter activity.